This is a messenger RNA of Aphanomyces invadans, 397 nucleotides long. RefSeq lists its product as hypothetical. Lineage: Eukaryota; Oomycota; Saprolegniomycetes; Saprolegniales; Verrucalvaceae. Gene Ontology annotation, cellular component: mitochondrial inner membrane. The transcript has 3 exons. Gene Ontology annotation, biological process: pyruvate import into mitochondria. The record is from RefSeq and is a predicted model, not a curated record. The coding region runs from base 49 to 363 and encodes 104 amino acids.
CGGGUACCCGGACAUUGGUGUUUGUGACAUCAUUCGAGCGAUUGCAUCAUGUCGUUCGCAGGGCGAUUCAAGGCGUUCAUCAACCACCCGACGGGCCCCAAGACGACGCACUUCUGGGGUCCCGUGGCCAACUGGGGCUUCGUCGCUGCUGCGAUUGCCGACAUGAACAAACCCCCGGAGAAAAUUUCGAUCAACAUGACUUCUGCGAUGGCAGUGUACAGUUUAAUCUUCAUGCGAUUUGCGUGGAUGGUGCAGCCUCGCAACUACCUUCUCCUUGCGUGCCAUGCAUCCAAUGAAACCGCGCAAUUGUACCAACUCCAACGCGCGCUCGCGCACAAGUGGACGUCGCCAGCGUCUGUGUAACUCGAGUCGACUUAACUGCGUCCAUGACAAAACA